Molecule: messenger RNA, 1602 nt
Organism: Oppia nitens
Lineage: Eukaryota; Metazoa; Arthropoda; Arachnida; Sarcoptiformes; Oppiidae
Exons: 6
Coding region: 206-1579 (457 amino acids)
Biological process (GO): transmembrane transport
Molecular function (GO): transmembrane transporter activity
Source: RefSeq, a predicted model, not a curated record
UUCAUCUAUGGGUUGACUAAACAAUUAUCACAAAACUGUAUGAUUAAUGAUUAUAUUGAAUGUACGGUCAGUUUGUAAUCUAGUGAUUGAUUGAUAACUACAAACAUAUAUCACAUAUCGGAUGUAAUCUAAUAUGAUAUGCCAUUAAUUUGUAAUCAAUUGUGAUAUAAAUUAAUGAUAAUUGACUGACUGAUCCAAACAACUGAUGGCCCGAUUAUCAGCUAAACAAGUGUCGACACUUACAGGGAGUUGUUUGUUGCACCUAAUGAUAGGAUCGGGCGGUACUUUCGCUAACCUAAACACAUAUAUGACAUCCUAUUUACGACAAAACAGCUCACGAGAUGCCAACUACGGGCAAAGUGUAUGGUUUACUGCCGUAAGUGUGACCACUUUCACUACAAUUACAAUAAUUAGCGGUUGUAUUGGCAACAAAUUGGGCACAAGAGUCACCUGUUUUAUAGCGACACUCAUAUUUUGUGCUGCAAUUGCUGUCACAGCGGUAACCAUAAAGUCAUCACUUUUGAUGGUUUUGUUAAGCUUUUCAUUUGCCCAGAAUGUCGGCAACGGAUUAAUCUAUUCAACAGUUAUCGUAAAUGCCAUCAAAUGGUUUCCCCGCCAUAAAGGACUGGUUUCGGGUCUGAUUACGGGAUCCAAUGCCUUCAGUUCAUUCAUAUUCAUUCAAAUGCAAACAUUUUAUUUGAAUCCCAACAAUAUUACACCAAACAGUGACGGAUAUUUUGAUGAAACAGAGUUAUUGUCAAAAGUGCCGAAACUCUUUACACUUCUUAGUCUAGUCUAUGGUUUCAUUGGUUUUCUUGGUGUUUGUCUUAUCUUUAAUUCUGAUGAUAAUUACAGCGAACGCCAAUCAAACCAAACAAUUGAUGUUAUCAAUGUCAAUGAUAGUUGUGAUAAUGAUGUCUACUCAUCGACGACGACGACCACCAAUAACGGAGACAAUGAAAAUCUUAUGAAUCAGUCAAUUGAAUCAAAUGAAGUGAAUUAUAGUUUAAGAUAUGCCAUCAAAACGCCAUUAUUUACUAUACUAUUGAUAACCUUUGCUUUAAGCACACAAACCACUUAUUUAAUGAAUUCAAUGAUCAAAGCAUUUGGUCAGAGCUAUAUCAGUGAUGACCACUAUUUGUCGGUAAUUGUUUCGCUAUCUUUUAUUAUCAAUGGUAUGGGAGGUCUCUUUUGGGGAAAAGUUAUGGAUCACUUGAAAUUUCGGGAUACUUUAAUAACGAUUAAUGCCAUUCUUGCUGUGACCACAUUUACAUUGAAAAUAACCGGUUAUUACUACCAGAAGAUAAUGUUUGCCAUUUGGGACUUUUCUUUGUUCUUCACAACUGUCGGUGUUUUCUCUUGUUUUCUACCAGAAGUGGUUCGCAAGUUUGGACAUCAAAACUCAAUAACAAUCUAUGGUCUCAUUCAUACGGGACCAGCGAUUUUAAAUGUAAUAAUGAGUCCAUUAUUGGAGUGGAGUCUCAAUAGGAUCGGAUGGUUUGCCGAUUUCUGUAUUGUCGCCUCACUUAAUGCUAUUAGUAUGAUUGUUAUUAUGGUUUCUUAUUCACGCAUCAAAUGAUGGUACAAGUUAUCCAGUGAUUA